UUAAUACAAAGACAAAAACGACAUCGUACACCAUUCUUAAACCCUUCCUUUUCACGUCGUCGUUUCAGCUCUCUCCCUCUCCGUAGACCGUAAUCUGUAUCAUUUUCAUCCCCAAAUGUAAAAACCCUAGAAUCCACACUCGCUCAAGUAAACCUUCACUUUCUCCAAAAUCAAACCUUCGAUGUCCUCCGAAGACAUCUCCCUCAACGGUCUGAACUCACAGCUCGUCUUUCAGGACGACGCCUUGCGCUUCAACUGUCAGCAGCAGCAACACCGGGUCGGUGAUCCGGGUCCGAAGACCCGAGAACUCACUGGUUUCAUCGACGACAAGAUCUUCUCCGUCGACCGCGACCGUUAUUUCCGAUCCCAAUCCGCAAUUUACGACCCCGAACCCCACGACCGCAGGGACCCGCGAGACACACGAGACUGGAACGGCCACGCCACGUCACCGAGCACGGACGAGUCUGACGGCGAGGAAGACGAUAUUGACGAUGAAGACGACGAGGCUGACGAUGAUCAAAUCGAAGAAGCUCACAACAACACCAAGAAAAAUAAUAAUAAUAGUUGUAGUAAUAAUAAUAACAAAAAUAAUAGUGCGAAUUGUAGUGUGAUUACGGGUGCAGUGGAUAAAACGAAGAAUGGGGGGUUUAUUAAGAAUUGUAAUGGGGUGCAAACGGUUAAUAAUAGUAUGGUGACGGUGGCGGAGGCGGAUGGUGACGUAUACUAUUCACAGUAUUUGCAAGGGAGUAAUGAGGGCUCAUCUGGGUCUGGACAGAAGGACUGUGUUAUGGUGGAUAAUGGUUGUGGGAUUAGUGGGUCUGGAGAUUCGUUACGGACCAUUUUGUCUGAUCCUAUCAUGGGAGCUCUCAUGGAUGAUGCAAUGAUAUUGCCUUGUGGACAUUCUUUUGGAGCUGCUGGAAUACAGCAAGUUCUUAGAAAUAAAGUUUGCUGCACCUGUUCACGUCCUGUUUCAGAAGACUCAGUAGCUCCAAAUCUAUCUCUCCGAGCUGCUGUGCAGGCAUUUCGUAGAGAGGAAGAAUUACAAUAUUACCGCUCAUGUAAGAGAAGAAGAGAAAGGUUUGACCAGGACAAGGGUAAUUUGGGUGAUUCUUCUUUAAUGGAAACUCCAAGGGGUCGAGGUGUUCAGUUUCCUUUUGCUGUAACAGAUCGGGUUAUCAUAAAGGGGAACAAAAGGACACCACAACGCUUUGUUGGACGUGAGGCUGUUGUUACUACACAAUGCUUAAAUGGAUGGUAUGUGGUGAAGACUUUGGACAACGCAGAAAGUGUAAAACUGCAGUAUCGCUCGCUUACCAAGGUUUCUGAUGAUCUAUCUGCCGCAAAGCCAAUGUCAAGCAAGAUGGCAUCAAACUGGCUCUAGACCUGCUGUAAAGAAAAUACUUAAUACAGGGAUGUGAUACUUGGUUGAAAAUAUGCUACGUUUCAAAUCUUCAAUCUAACUCUUGCUCAAACAAUUCUGUUUGUACGGUUACUACCUUUUUUUUCUGACAAUCAUUGUAAUAUGUCUUGUAAAUUAUAGAAAAAGCCCUUCCACAUUGUAAUCUGAGGACAAUAAUGCAUUUGAGGUCUCAGUAGUACAUAAAUCAAUUUUGAUUUAAUAUUUGAGCAGCUAUA
Pistacia vera is the source of this 1635-nucleotide messenger RNA. Its product is annotated as U-box domain-containing protein 62. NCBI's taxonomy places the organism in Eukaryota, Viridiplantae, Streptophyta, Magnoliopsida, Sapindales, Anacardiaceae. Gene Ontology annotation, molecular function: ubiquitin-protein transferase activity. The record is from RefSeq and is a predicted model, not a curated record. The transcript has 7 exons. The coding region runs from base 182 to 1381 and encodes 399 amino acids. Gene Ontology annotation, biological process: protein ubiquitination.